GCUCCACGAUACCUACUUCGCAGUCAAACUAAACGGUAAUCUUACAUCAGCUUCAGAUCAAUAAUCUACCAAGAUGCGCGGAACCACUUUGAUAAUGUCGCUGUUCUUUACAGCCAUCACCGCUCUGCCACAAGGACUAAGCCCCUCGAUUAACUAUUGCGCGGGCAACAAACAGACCAUCGGGCACUGCGAAGUACUCUCCUACGUAGAUACCACAACGUCAGCUUCAAAUCCGCCCACUGUGAAGGAAUGUCAAGAGGCGUGUUGGAGUGUGUUUAUGGACGCCGGAGAUUGGGCUGUACCACUUGCAGGAAAACCAGAGGGUUACCGCCAACGCAUGGUCGGUUCACCAUGCGGGUUCAGCAUAGCUGCCAUACCCAACACAACGCACGACUUUAGUUUCGCCAUGGACAAUCAAGAUAUUGCGGAUAUCAUCGAUGAAGUCGUAAAGAGGUUUGCGCCUUUACACGGUGGUAGGGUAGCAGCAGAGGGGACAGUGAGAUGUGAUGGACAUGAGGCAAAGUGGUGGGUUAGUAGGGAUGCGCGAUGAAGAGAUCGAUGAUAAAAGUUUGCGGAAGGCAGAAGAUAAGUAUAUGGAAUAAUAGAAAAUAUGUAAGCCUCUCUACUAUAAGGAACCCUGAACUCCUCAUAUGAUUCUUACGCUCUUGGACCGCAUAUAAAGAUCACAAUGAAAUGUAGUGC
Messenger RNA from Pyrenophora tritici-repentis Pt-1C-BFP, 702 nucleotides. RefSeq lists its product as uncharacterized. The record is from RefSeq and is a predicted model, not a curated record. NCBI's taxonomy places the organism in Eukaryota, Fungi, Ascomycota, Dothideomycetes, Pleosporales, Pleosporaceae.